AUGUUUACCCGGUUAGUUUGUAUCAGUGAUUAUGAACAACAUGCUAAAUCAGUACUUCAGAAGUCUGUAUAUGACUAUUACAGGUCUGGGGCAAAUGAUCAGGAAACAUUGGCUGAUAAUGUUGCAGCAUUUUCCAGAUGGAAGCUGUAUCCGCGGAUGCUCCGGAAUGUUGCUGAAAUAGACCUGUCGACUUCUGUUUUGGGACAGAGGGUCAGCAUGCCAAUAUGUGUUGGGGCUACUGCCAUGCAGUGCAUGGCUCACGUGGAUGGGGAGCUUGCAACUGUGCGAGCCUGCAGGUCACUGGGAACCGGGAUGAUGCUGAGUUCCUGGUCCACUUCCUCAAUUGAAGAAGUGGCAGAGGCCAGUCCCGAGGCACUCCGCUGGCUGCAACUGUACAUCUACAAGGACCGUGAGGUCACCAAGCAGCUAGUGCAGCGGGCAGAACAAAGGGGCUACAAGGCCAUAUUUCUGACAGUGGACACUCCUUACCUCGGGAACCGCUUUGACGAUGUGCGUAAUAGGUUCAAGCUGCCACCUCAACUCAGAAUGAAAAAUUUUGAAACCAAUGAUUUAGCAUUUUCUCCAAAGGAAAAUUUUGGAGACAAUAGUGGACUUGCUACAUACGUAUCUAAAGCAAUAGACCCAUCCAUCAGCUGGGAGGAUAUUAAAUGGCUGAGGGGGCUGACAUCAUUGCCAAUCGUUGCAAAAGGCAUUUUGAGAGGUGAUGAUGCCAGGGAGGCAGUUAAACAUGGUUUGGAUGGGAUCUUGGUGUCGAAUCAUGGGGCUCGACAACUUGAUGGGGUGCCAGCCACCAUUGAUGCCUUGCCAGAAAUCGUGGAGGCUGUGGAAGGGAAGGUGGAAGUCUUCCUGGAUGGGGGUGUUCGGAAAGGCACCGAUGUCCUGAAAGCUCUAGCCCUUGGAGCCAAGGCUGUGUUUGUGGGGAGGCCAAUCAUUUGGGGCUUGGCAUCCCAGGGAGAGAAAGGUGUUCAAGACAUCCUUGAGAUCCUAAAGGAAGAAUUCCGAUUGGCCAUGGCUCUGAGUGGGUGCCAGAACGUGAAAGUCAUCGACAAGACAUUGGUGAGGAAAAAUCCUUUGGCCGUUUCCAAGAUCUGA
Prionailurus viverrinus (fishing cat) is the source of this 1113-nucleotide messenger RNA. It is a transcript of the gene HAO1, whose product is annotated as hydroxyacid oxidase 1. Gene Ontology annotation, molecular function: oxidoreductase activity; FMN binding. The transcript has 8 exons. NCBI's taxonomy places the organism in Eukaryota, Metazoa, Chordata, Mammalia, Carnivora, Felidae. The record is from RefSeq and is a predicted model, not a curated record. Bases 1 to 1113 code for a protein of 370 amino acids.